Molecule: messenger RNA, 2610 nt
Organism: Debaryomyces fabryi
Lineage: Eukaryota; Fungi; Ascomycota; Pichiomycetes; Serinales; Debaryomycetaceae
Gene: DAP2
Product: Dap2p
Exons: 1
Coding region: 1-2610 (869 amino acids)
Biological process (GO): proteolysis
Molecular function (GO): dipeptidyl-peptidase activity; serine-type endopeptidase activity
Source: RefSeq, a predicted model, not a curated record
AUGAUAAAAUCGGAGUAUGAUCACUCCAAAAGUAUUGAGAGCAAAAAGGAUUAUGAUGUUGAGCAUCAUGAGGAAGCUCAAAAUAAGAAAAGAUUAAUGGGGAAUGGGUAUAAGAACUUGUUCUAUGGUGGUGUAUUAUUGGGUAUAUUGGUCUGGGGUACUGCUUUUUUGUUAUUAACUAUAUCUAGGUUUCAGCAAAACCAAAUAGCCACUUUACGGAUAGAAAAUUACUUAAAAAAGAUUUCACCUCCAUUAUUGAAUAAUGGUAGUGACAAGGAUUCAAACUUGAAUAGACCACUCACAUUUGAUAAUGGUAAUAAGGCCUUAUUGAACUUUUCGGCCGUAAGAGAUGGUAUGUUCAAACCACAUUAUAAGGAACUACAAUGGAUAAGAGAGCCAGAAUCUAUCAAUAAUGACAAGGGUACAUAUGUUUUGAAAGAAGAAAACCAUGACGGUACUAAGUACAUUAUUAAGUCCAUUAUUGAUGACAAUUACCAAUAUACUUUGUACAACGAUUCAUCGUUCCAAUACAACAAAAUUAUAUAUGACAUAGACAGUUUAACGGCGUCGCCAGAUUUGACGAAAGCCAUUCUUAAAACCAACACUACCCAAAAUUGGAGACAUUCGUCAUUUGCAUUAUAUUGGAUCUUGGAUGUGGCUAGUAACAACAUUACGCCAAUAUAUAAAGAAGAUAAUAAACUAUCAAUCACGAGUUGGUCACCCACUUCGAUGCAUGUGGCAUUCGUCUAUGAGCAAAAUAUCUAUAUCAAAUAUCUUUUAGAUGGUACUAUCAAGCAGAUUACAUUUGAUGGAAGCUCUGAUGUUUUUUACGGUAUUCCUGACUGGGUUUACGAGGAAGAAGUUUUUUCUGGUGACAGCGUUUUAUGGUGGUCUCCAAAAGGUGAUAAAUUGUCAUUUUUAAAAACCAAUGAUACGUUGGUUCCAACAUUUUCCAUACCUUACUAUGUUCAAGAGAAUUAUGAUGAUUACCCUGAAUAUAGGCAAAUUAAGUAUCCCAAAGCUGGGUAUGCAAAUCCUAUUGUUGAUCUUGUUGUGUAUGAUUUAAAUUCUGCUAACAAAGAACUGGCUGAUAGUAUCAACACUAUGGAUUUUAAUUUGAGUGAAAUUGACGAAAGGCUUAUUACUGAAGUCAUUUGGGUUUCAGAUAAGUUCUUAUUGGUAAAAGUUAGCAAUAGAGCCAGUGAUAUUUUAGAAAUUUACCUUGUGAGUGCUGAUACCAAUCAAUCUAAGUUGAUAAGAAAGCAAAAAGCUGAAAAUUCAUGGUUUGAAAUCACAUCCAACACAUUGUACGUUCCUAAAAAUCAGUCUUUGGGUCGUCUAAACGAUGGUUACAUUGACACUGUUGUUGUCAAUGGUUACAACCAUUUGGCAUACUUUUCACCUCCUGAAAACCCAAAAGGAAUUGUUUUAACCGAAGGAAAUUGGGAAGUCGUAGACGGUGUGGCUUCGUUCGAUUACAACACGAAUGAAAUAUACUUCAUCAGCACUUCUAAAUCAUCUGUCGAAAGACAUAUAUAUUCUGUGAAUUUAUACGAUGCUAUUGUUGAUCAAGAACAGUUACCCGUUAUUAAAAAUGUCACUGAUAUUUCAAGCGAAGGGUGGUAUUCGGGCUCUUUCUCAUCUGGUUCAAGAUAUUUGCUACUUAAUUACCAAGGUCCAAAGGUACCACACCAAAAAUUAAUUGAUUUACAUAAGCUCGCAGAUGUAAAAACGAUUGAAACUAAUGAAGAAUUGACAAAGAAUUUAAAGAAAUAUCUAAUCCCUGAAAUUAGAUAUAGUGUCGUCAGCUUAGGUUAUGACGACAAAACAGGUGAAGAAAUCAAGGCCAAUGCAGUUGAAACGUUGCCAUUGAACUUCGACCCAAGCUACAAGUAUCCAGUUUUAUUCUUUGUUUAUGGAGGUCCAGGAUCUCAGUUAGUCACUAAAAAUUUUGCAAUCACGUUCAGUUCUGUCGUCGCUGCCGAAUUGGACAGUAUUGUCGUCACAGUUGAUGGAAGAGGUACUGGAUUUAAUUCUUAUAACGAAAAAAUGGGGUCAAAUUUCAAGUUUGUUGUCAGAGAUAAAUUGGGCCAUUAUGAACCUUUGGACCAAAUAGCUGCGGCUAAACUCUGGAGCCAAAAGCCUUACGUUGAUCGUCUGCGCAUUGGUAUCUGGGGUUGGUCCUACGGGGGUUUCCUUACCCUAAAAACCCUUGAAACUGAUUCAGAGGAUCAUAUCUUUUCGUAUGGUGCUGCUGUCGCCCCAGUAACAAAGUGGAAGCUUUACGACUCUAUAUAUACCGAAAGGUACAUGAGAAAACCCCAGGAUAACCAAGAGGGUUAUCAGAUUGCGUCCAUACACAACGUCACAAACUUUGCUAACGUAGAUCGGUUCCUUAUUAUGCACGGUUCUGGUGAUGACAACGUCCAUUUUCAAAAUUCUUUGAAACUUAUCGAUGAAUUCAAUUUGGGAUCAGUUGAAAAUUUUGAUUUCAUGGUAUUUCCUGACUCUGACCAUUCAAUAAGAUAUCACAACGGAAAUAUUGUUGUCUAUGACAGACUUCUAGAAUGGUUAAAGAAGGCCUUUAAUGGUCAUUUUACAAGAAUAUAG